AUAAAUCUUACAAAGAUUCUUUCCAAGAUUCCCGUUUUAAUUCUUACCAAGAUUCUUGCCAAGAUUACCUUAGUAAAUCUUACCAAGAUUGUUACUAAGAUUCCCUUAAUAAAUCUUACCAAGAUCCUUGCCGAGACUCAAGUAGUAAUUCUUACCAAGAUUCUCGCCAAGUUUCCCGUAGUAAAUGUUAUUAAGAUUUUUACCAAGAUUCCUCUAGUAAUUCUUACCAAGAUCUUGCCAAGAUCUCGGUAGUAAAUCUUACUAAGAUUCUUCCCAAGAAUCCCUUAGUAAAUCUUAACAAGAUUCUUAUCAAGAUUCCUGUAGUUAUAUCUACCAAGAUUCCUUUAGUAAUUCUUUAGGUUUCCUUAGCUAUUCUUGCCAGGAUUCUUUUCAAGAUUCCCGCUAUAAUUCCUACCAGAAUUCCCGUAGUAGCUCUUACCAAGAUUCUAGCCAAGAUUUCUAAAAUAAUUUCUUCUUGUUUAAGAUGCUAUAGCAUCUGGUCUAGAAUUGUUGGUGAUUCCAUAGGAUUUUGUUUAGGAUCGUGUACGAUCUCAAGGAUUCUCUAAAAUAUUCAAGGAUCUUGUAGGAUUUUAUAUAAUUCUGUCUAUAAUAUUGAAGGAUGUUUUUCAGAACUGAUUAAGAACUGCUAAGAUUCCAUAGAAUUCCUGUAGGAUUUUGAACGAUUGCAUAGGAUCUUUUCUAUUGCCCUGCACGAUCUUCUUUAGAUUUGAUAUAGAUUCAAUAGGAUCUUUCUGAAACCUUCUCUUUGCACUAACUUCCUCCAGCAUUACCUUACUAGUUCUUGUCAAGUUUCGUAUUAAGUUUCCCGUUUAGAUUUUUUAUGUGAUAAAGAUUCAAUAGGAUCUUUUUAAAACCUCCUCUUUCCAUUAACUUCCUCAAAUAAGAACUUGUUUAUUUCUUAAAUAAAUUCUUAGCUUCUUGUCUAAGAUGCUAUGGCAUCUUGCCUAGAAUUGUUGACGAUUCCAUAGGAUUUUGUGUACCAUCCUGUACGAUCUUAUAGAAUUCUCUAAGAUCCUGUAGAAUUUCAUAUGAGUUUGUCUGUAAUACUGUAUUAUCUUUUUCAGGGUUGAUAAGAAUUUCUUAGGCAAGAUUGACACUAUGCUCUUGAGUCGUUCAAAAUGUCCUCUAAGAUCCAAUAGCAUCUUGACUAAAAUUAUUAACCAUUUUGCAGGAUUUUGUCUGGGAUUCUAUGAGAUCCUGUAGGAUCUUGUAUGAUUCCACUGUUUAAAAUUUUAUAUAGUCCUGUGGAGUCCUUUCACGCUUGUCUAAGAUCCCAUCACCAAGCAAUAGGAUCCUGUACAAUCUUAUAGGAUUCUCUAGGAUACUGUAUGAUCCAAUAGGAUUUGACAUGAUCUUCUUUAUAAUACUCUAGGAUCAUUUCCAGAACUGAUAAGGAUUCCAUAGAAUUCCUGUAGGAUCUUGUACGCUUUCAUAGGAUCUUGUCCAUAAACCCGCAGGAUCAUCUCCAGAUUUAAUAUAGAUUCCAUUGCAUCUAUUUACAGCUUCUCUUUGCAUUAACCUGCUCAAAUAAGCACUUGUAUAUUUCUUAAUUAAGAUACUAUAGCAUCUUGUCUAGGAUUGUUGAGGAUUCCAUAGGAUUUUGUUUAGCAUCCUGUACGAUCUUAUAGGAUUCUCUAGGAUCCUGUUGGAUUUCAUAUGAUCUUGUCUUUGAUACUGUAUUAUCCUUUUCAGAGUUAUUCGGAUUCCAUAGGCACGAUUUACAAGAUGCUGUUGAGUCGUUGAAAAUCUUGUCUAAGAUCCCGUAGUAUCUUUUCUAAAGUUACUUGUUUAAAAUUUAAGAGUGCUGUGGAGUCCUCUGAUGCUUGUCUAAGAUCCCAUACCCAUGCCAUAGGAUCGUGUACGAUCUUAUAGAAAUCUCUAGGAUAGUGUAGGAUCCUGUAUGAUUGCAUCGUUUGUCGUUCAAAACAUUGUCUAAGAUCCCAUACGAACUUAACUAAAAUUAAUAACGAAUUUAUAGGAUUUUAUCUAGGAACCUGUGAGAUUCUGUUGGAUCUUGUAUGAUUCCACUUUGUUAAAAUUUUACAGAGUGCUGUGGAGUCCUUUCAUGUUUGUCUAAGAUUUGAUACCCAUCCCAUAGGAUCCUGUAUUAUCUUAUACGAUUCUCUCGGAUACUGUAGGAUCCUGUAGGUUUUUAUAUGAUCUUGUCCAUAAACGGAUUUUAUAGAAUUCCUGUAGGAUCUUUUACGAUUGCAGGGAUCUUAUCUAGUAUCCUGCAGGAUCUUGUCCAGAUUUAAUAAGGAUUCCUUAGGAUCUAUAUUAAACCUUCUCUGUUUAUUAAACUGCUCAAAAAGACACUUGUAUAUUUCUUAACUUAGAUGCUAAAGCAUCUUGUCGAUAAUUUUUGAGGAUUCCAUAGGAUUUUUUUUUUUUAAAAGGGAAAUAUCCUUUAAAGAAUUACUACGGGAAUCUACGCAAGAUUUCUGGUGAGAAUUACUACGGGAAUCUUGGCAAAACUCCUGGCACCAAUUAUUACGCGAAUAUUGGUAAGAUUUACUACGAUAAUCUUGGUAAGAAUCUUGGUAAGAAUUAUUAAAGCAUUCUGGGAAGAAUUCUGGUAAGAUUUACUACGGGGAUGUUGGCUAGAAUCUUGGUAACAAUCCCUACUGUAAUCUUCUUACGCAUCUUUGCAAGAAUUACCACGAGAGUCUUGGUAAGAUUUAGUCAGGAAAUCUUGGUAACAAUUACUACGGGAAUCUUGGAAGGAAUCUUGGUAGGAAUAAUCACCGGAAUCUCGGUAAGAUUUAUUCCGGGAAUCUUUAAAAAAUAGCUAAAAGAAUCUUGGUUAAAAUCUUGUUAAGAUUUACGAUGGAAAUUCUUACCAAGAUUCUUGCCAUCAUUCCCUUACUAAAGGUUAUCAAGAUUCUUGCCAAGUUUUCCCUAGUAACUCUUAGCAAGAUUUUUGCCAAGUAUCCGUAGUAACUCUUACCAAGAUUCUUCCCGACAUCUGCGUAGUAAUUCUUACCAAGAUUCUUCCCAAGAUUCCCUAAGUAAAUCUUAACAAGAUACUUACCAAGAUUCCCUUAGUAAAUCUUACAAGGAUUUUUACCAAGAUUUCCGUAAUAAUUCUUGCCAAGAUUCUUGCCAAGAUUCCCGUACUAUUUCUUGCAAAGAUUAUUGCCAAGUUUCCCUGAGUAAUUCUUGCCAAGAUUCUUAUUGAGAUUCCCGUAGUAAUUCUUACCAAGAUUUUUACCAAGAUUCCCGUAAUAAUUCUUACCAAGAUUGUUACCACGAUUCCGGUAGUAAUUCUUACAAAGAUUCUUGCCAAGUCUCUCUUAGUAAUCCUUGCCAACACUCUUACCACGAUUCAAGAUUUAAGAUUUAAGAUUCUUUCAGUAGUAACUCUUACCAAGAUAUUUGCCACGAUUCCAGCAGUAACUCUUACCAAGAUUCUUACAAAGAUUUCCGCAGUAAUUCUUACCUAG
This is a messenger RNA of Porites lobata, 3464 nucleotides long. NCBI's taxonomy places the organism in Eukaryota, Metazoa, Cnidaria, Anthozoa, Scleractinia, Poritidae. The record is from the annotation of a GenBank genome assembly.